ACUCCAUGGUUCCGCUCCCUCCCUCUUGGCAUUUGGCAGUUCCUGCUUCCUUCUCGAUUCCCCGUCGGAUUUUCAUGGAAAGUAUACGAAAUAGGUAGAUCAGACCGAGUAAGAGAAACCUUCGCUAGAAGGAGCGAGGCUUUUUUAUUUUUUUUCUUUGCGGUACUUUUAGCAAGUUGACAUUUGCUGGAUAUUUCUUGUUAUAAAACCAAUUAAAACAAGAAAAGAAGGACUUUCAGGUGAAAUCAAUGGCAUUUCCUCGAGGGAAUGUUUCUUUUCUUCUUCUCUUAACUCUUACCAUCCUGUUCGUCUCUUCCCAGGCCGCAUCUCUGGAGAAAGCCAUAUCAGGAAGAGGAGGAUAUGUCCUGGUUCCCUUUAGGAGGUCGGCUGCAGAGGGGCCAGUUGCCCUUUCUGGUAAUUCCAUCAACAAUUCCUCUUUUGUCUUGGCUUCGGAGAGAACAGAGAGAAGAGAUCCUCUGAACGAUUUCAAGGAUUAUACUGGGGGAUGGAAUAUCAGCAAUCGACAUUACUGGGCUUCUGUUGGUUUCACUGCUGCUCCUCUCUUUGGCAUCGCCCUUACGUGGUUCGUGGUAUUUGGAUUAGUUUUGAUAAUUAGCGGUUUCUGUUACUGUUGCUGCCAUCGUCCUAUACACCCCUAUUCUUACUCAGCUUAUGUAGUCUCUCUUACAUUGCUCAUCCUCUUCACCUUGGCUGCAAUCAUUGGAUGUGUUCUUCUUUACUAUGGACAGCAAAAGUUUCACAACAGCAGCUCAGAUACAUUGGAUUAUGUUGUUAGCCAGGCAAAUUUUACUGUGGAAAACCUUAGGGAAUUUUCUGGCAAUUUGUCAGCGGCUAAGAGGAUCAAAGUGACUAAUUUGCUUAUUCCAGGUGAUAUACAGAAUAGAAUUGAUGACAUUGUGAACAAAGUUAAUACCUCUGCGAAUGAUCUAGAUAGACGGGCAUCUAAAAACUCUAAAAAUAUCAGAGAUGUGCUGAACACUGUGCGAUUGAUUCUGAUCAUUGUCGCGGCUGUGAUGCUUCUGUUAGCAUUUCUGGGCUUUAUUUUAUCUAUAUUGGGAUUGCAAUUCCUCGUCUACAUCUUAGUUCUUAUUGGAUGGUUUCUUGUUGCGGCAAUGUUUAUCUUGUCAGGUGUAUUCCUUCUUAUGCACAAUGCCGUUGGAGACACUUGUGUGGCGAUGGAUGAAUGGGUGAGCCACCCCAAAGAACACACUGCUCUUGAUGACAUUCUUCCCUGCGUGAAUGCAGCCACCGCAAAUCAAUCCUUGUACAGCAGCCGUCAAGUAACCUUCAAGCUGGCUGACAUGGUCAAUAAUGUCAUCAAUGGGGUCUCCAAUCCUACAAACCCAUCCAUCUCCUUCAACCAGUCUGGGCCUUUGAUGCCAACACUUUGCAAUCCAUUCAACCAAGACCUGAGCAAUCGCUCUUGUGCUGCUGGUGAGGUGGUCUUGACUAAUGCAUCGCAGGUGUGGAGGAAAUAUGAAUGCAAUGUCACCAUUGUCAAUGGGGCUGAGAUCUGUAAAACUGUGGGCCGUGUAACUCCAACUCUCUACGAUCAGAUGAAUUCUGCUGUAAGUGUGGCUUAUGCUUUAUACCAUUAUUCUCCUUUCCUUGUUCAGCUCGAGGACUGCUCGUUUGCUAGAGAGGCAUUUAGGUCCGUAAGCCAUGAAAACUGCCCAAGUCUCAGAAAAUACACAAACUGGGUCUUCAUUGGCCUUACGCUCGUUUCAGCUGCUGUGAUGUUGUCGAUCAUUUUCUGGGUCAUCUACGCUCGUGAAAGACGGCAUCGUAUGUAUAACAAGCAACAGAUUUUUUAUGAGGGACGAGAUCCAGUGGCAGGCAAGCCUUGAUGAGGGAAAAUUAUUAGCUGCAAGCACCGAACGUAGAGAUACGUCCGGACAUCCACUUAAAAUUUGACACGUGGAGUGGACACGUUUGAUUUAUUUUUUUACUUUAUAUAUUUAAUGUGUAUGAGAAACUUUAAGCCAAGCAUAGCCAAAACCCAGUAAAAAGCACAACAAAAGAACAGUCAAAGCGCAGUAACAAAGUGCAACAAAAGAGCAGUCAAAGCACAACUAAAGUGCAGAUAAAACGCACAAAAAGUGCAACCAAAGUGUACUUCACGUGUCAAAUUUUAAGUUGAUGUUUGGAUUUUGCACCUAAUUAUUUUCAACAAGUCUGGUCAUGUUGUGCAGUUAUGUUAUUGUAAAGAAUUAUUUUUUAUGGUGUGUUUGUUGGGUUUUUUUUUAAUGUAUUAAAGGUUUUUUAAGGGUUUGUGUUGUAAGCAUUUUGGCGAUUACAGAAUGGCUUAGAUAGGAAUUAUGUACUGAUGCUUAUUGAAUUUUUGUUUGGGGGUAGAAUUGU
Messenger RNA from Dendrobium catenatum, 2382 nucleotides. RefSeq lists its product as uncharacterized. Gene Ontology annotation, cellular component: plasmodesma; plasma membrane. NCBI's taxonomy places the organism in Eukaryota, Viridiplantae, Streptophyta, Magnoliopsida, Asparagales, Orchidaceae. Bases 249 to 1868 code for a protein of 539 amino acids. The record is from RefSeq and is a predicted model, not a curated record. The transcript has 9 exons.